Messenger RNA from Myodes glareolus (Bank vole), 4307 nucleotides. The record is from RefSeq and is a predicted model, not a curated record. NCBI's taxonomy places the organism in Eukaryota, Metazoa, Chordata, Mammalia, Rodentia, Cricetidae.
AUAGUAGUCAGCACCGUAAGAAGAUUCAGUGGGAGAACACUUGUGGACCUGGGGUCUAACGACGGGAAGUACUUAGUGUAAAGCGGUAGGCGGUGAUGAGAGGCAGAAAGCAUUACACAAGGGCAAGGCUAGCCCAAUCCAUAAAAAUCCUAAACAAACCCAAACAGGGACUGACAUCCCUGGCACAGAGACACAGUUGGAUAACACCAGGCCCUAUCUGCUGAAGCAACAGAGCCACCCAGAGGUUCCCACUUAAGCAGCGCAAUCAGCAUAGGCAGGCCAGCUCUGGCCAGCUGACCAAGCAGGCAGCAAGCAACACAGCAGGUUAAGAGGGCCAUCAGGUUAGGUUGGUUAAGAGGGUCUGGUCUGAGCUCCAGGAAAGCACAUGGUGAUGAUCUCAGGGCCAACAGCUCUCCCUCCCCCUCCCAACUAGUGCACAGGGGCGUGUCCCCAACAUGGUUUCUCAUCAUAUUUUACAGUCCAUCCAGGUCUAUAAAUGCCCUUCCUCCUGUGGCCUGUUAGAACUUACGUUUAAGUGGGUUCUCCUCUUUCUUAUCUGAUGUCUCCAGCUGAACUCAUAACUCCCCUGCUUUCCCUCUGCUUCCACAGUGCAAUGUUCCCAUCACCGGGGUCAGGACCCAGACUCCUGGAUAGUUCCCUCUCUGGACCUGCCUUAGGCAGAGGAGGAAUGCUUCUGAUCAGCAACGCCUCAGCUGGCCCUAGACUACAACACACAUCUUUGAGACAUUGCUUGAAGACCUCAAAGGAAGCCGCCAGGGACUAGUAAUCCCAUCGGACCAGUUUGCGAGGUGCCUGGGACUGCUCAGAGCUGCCCAGAUAAGCAGUGACAGGAGGGAAAACAGGAAGCUCUGGUCCCAGGGUCUGCAGACAGAGAAUUGGGGCUAACAGCCCAACCUGCUCUCACACUUCUGAUAGGCCUGGGAGGAUGGGGAAGGGUGCAGGAGCUGGAUGGGAGAACAGCGCUGUCUGCUCCAAACAGGUGCCCCAAACAAAGCUGUGUCACCUUGUCCUCUGGGGGCACCUGCAAGCUUUGACAAGUGGGAUCCAGCAUGGGGCAGGAAUGUCCUUUCUGCAUUUCUGGUCUCUGUAUUUAUUGUCAUGUCUCAGUAUCAAACACAGGUUGUCAGUGAACUGGGUCUCAGAACAAUCACUCGGCUUGCUGGCUUUUGCACACGGCUUGAGCUAGGUACAGUUUGAAGAUUCCUCUGCAGGGCUGUGGUCACUUCUCUGUGAGUCUCUGCAAGCCACUCUGGGAAACUACCCCUCCCUGAGGAAAAACAGCUUCUUUCUCUCCCAGCUCCAACCACCUGGAAGAGAGAAUAAGAUUCCUGGGUGGGGGCAGGGCUGCCUCCCUGGGCACCAGCCCUUGCCGCUGGCUCCUUUUCUCAAGCUUGGGAAGAGUGAAGUAAGGAAAGACGAGGUGGGAAGGAUGGGAGGACUGUAGGUGUGGGUGACGGUGCCAGGUCUGUGGAGGAAAAAGCCUGAGGCGGGAAAGAGAGGAAUAAAAACCAGAAAAGUCUUGGUGGAGAAGGAGGGGCUUCAGGGCUGGAAUAUCUCAGGCUCCUCCUGGACGAGCUGAAGGAGGGGCAGCAGGGAACCAGAGGUUUUCCCUCUGACAUUCAGAGUCACAGUCAGAAGGCAUUGGUUCCUGCAAAAUUCAAAAGUUUGAGGAUCGUGAAGGGGUGCCACAUACCACAGGGACAGCUUCCAGAGACUCGACAUGCAGUGGACGCUGCUGCUGCUUCUGCAGCCACUGCUCCCACUGCUGAUGUUGCGGAGCCAGAGCCUGGCGGGACUUUCCCAGGAGACAAUCCCCCUCUUCCGACUCACUCAUCUGGGACCCUGGGACAACCACAACAGCCACGCCACCGACUCGCCCUGCCAGGGGCUCCCCUCCACGGGAGCCACGAGCCUGACCCUGGCAAACCAAAGCCUGGAGCGCUUGCCCAGCUGCCUGCCUCACACGCUGCGCAGCCUCGACGGCAGUCACAACCUGCUGCAAGCCUUCGGCGGGCCGGAGUUCAGUCGCCUGCCCGAGCUGCGCGUGCUCACCCUGAACCAUAACCGCAUUUCCACGCUGCACUGGGACCACGGCAUGCCGGCCGAGCUCACCGAGCUCGACCUCAGCUACAACCUACUGGCCGCGCUGCCCCCCUGCUCCGGGCCCCCGGUGCGCAACCUGCGCUCGCUGAUGCUGGCCGGGAACCCACUGAAGGCGCUACAGUCACGGACCUUCGCAUGCUUCCCGGAGCUGCAACUGCUCAACCUCUCCUGCAGCGAGUUGGGGCGCAUCGCCCACGAGGCAUUCGCCCGGGAGGACGGCGGGCCCCUGGCGGCGCUGGAAGUCUUGGACCUGAGCGGCACGCGCCUUGAGAGAGUUGAGUCUGGGUGGAUCAGAGACUUGCCACAGCUCAAGUCCCUCUACCUGAGAAAGAUGCCCAGGCUAAAGGCACUAGAGGGAGACAUUUUCAAGAAGACUCCCAACCUGCAACACCUGGAUUGUCAAGAAUCCCCAGCGCUUACUUCUGUCAACACAGAGAUCUUUCAAGACACGCCUUGUCUACAAGUCCUUCUGCUGCAGAACUGCAACUUGAGCUCUUUUGGUCCUUGGAUUGUGAAUUCCUCCCAGGUCUUAUCUGUCGGCCUUUUUGGCAACCCUCUCACUUGCAGCUGUGAACUGGCUUGGCUUCUCGAGGAUGCAAACAAAACGGUCUUAUACAGGGCACUAGAUACCAUGUGUGAGCCGGCUCCAGGAGCCGAGGGCCCCUUCUCUGGCCCUCUCUCCCUCACCCAGCUGUCUACCGUGUGCAGGUCAGACCAAAGCACCACCCUCAUGGCUUCAAACCUGCCCCACUUUGAUCAUCCAGUUUCUGCACCGCGGACACAGGGGCCUUCCAUUGGACAGAGCACGACCCUGUCCGCUCAGCCCGGAGGAAGCCAGCAAAAUAUCACUAAGGUCUCUUCCCACACCGUGGCUUCUCUUACACAAGGGUCACAGGUGCAUAGCGAUACUCCAGAGGAAGCUACCCAGGCCACUGCUGACUCUGUGACUGUUCACAGCCCCUCCAGGGCUCGGCCUGGUGCUGCCGGCACCGGGGCAGAACAUAUUCCCACACAUAUCCCUGAGCCCGGUAUCUCACCUGCCUCCACCACACUGCCUGGCAAACACCUUGGGCCCUGGCCUACUUCACCAAACCCCAGGAGAGUCUCUCAGACCAACCAGAGGACACAAGCCACCACCGGGGUUCUCCGCACACAUCCUCCGCAAGACGAGAUCCCAGUCUUGCUGUUAGAUGACAACAGUGAGGAAGAGGAGGAGACUCAGCAACAGGUGGCAGCCCCUCACCAGGAUGUCUCUUGCGAUUACCACCCCUGCAAGCAUCUGCAGACCCCAUGUGCAGAGUUGCAGAGGCGCUUCAGAUGCCGCUGCCCUGGCCUCAGUGGGGAAGACAGCAUCCCAGACCCUCCCAAGCUGCAGGGGGUUUCAGAGAUGACCGACACAUCAAUGCUCGUUCACUGGUGUGCCCCCAACUCAGUGGUGCACCGGUACCAGAUCAGCUACUUGGCAGAAGGAGGAUCUGGGAAUCAGUCAGUAAUGGACAUCUAUGCUACAGCCCGGCAGCACCCACUGUACAAGCUGUCACCAAGCACUACCUACUAUGUGUGUGUACAGGCAGCCAACAGGGCUGGCCUGAGCCAGCCGCAGAUCUCAGGCUGGAAGAGGUCAUGUGCUUCCUUCACAACCAAGCCCAGCUCUGUGGUCAUCUUCUGGGGACUGUGUACCUCCAGUGGCCUGUUACUGGUUAGCACCCUCGUGCUCUCUGUGUGUCUCUGGAGGCAGCGCUGGAGGCCACACAGGCAGUUCUAUGACACUGACCUGGUGGCCUUCAAAAACCCGGCCAGGGCUGAGGAAGUAACUCAGUGGUAGUGACUUACCCAUGCACAAGGUCUUGGAUUUAUCCCCAACAUCAAAAUCAGACACAUUUGAGGCCUUGGAUUAAUCUCUAGCAGCCAAAUGAAACAACAGGCCAGCCUUUGACCACCUGCUGAGGCUCCAGACCUGCAAUUAUCCCAGCUUCUUUUUUCCAGUCAAACAUCUGCAUGCAGAAAUUGUGAUCUAAUACCUAAAACAACCACAAGUUGUACAUUUCCCAAAGUCUAGACGUGGUCUUACUUGCAACCCAUACUGGCCUCAAACUCAGACCCUUCUGUCUCUCUCUCCAAAUGCUGGGGUUACAAGAGUUUGGAGAGGAGGCAAAAUUGAACCCACAAACAGUGUUUAUUUC